GGCUUCCAGUGUUUUCCGACCGGGCUUGUUCAACCAUAAAGUUGCAAUAGUGACAGGUGGAGGCACCGGGAUCGGUAAAGCUAUCUCUGCGGAGCUGCUGGAGCUGGGCUGCAGUGUGGUGAUCUCCAGCAGAAAGGCAGACAGGCUGGAGGCAGCAGCUCGGGAGAUGAGACAGAAAAUCCCUCCCUCCAGUCCUGCAAGUGUCACUGCUGUGCCCUGUAACAUCCGCAGCGAGGAGGAGGUGAAGGCUCUUGUGUCAUCAGUGCUGAAGCGAUAUGGCCGUAUAGACUUUCUGGUGAACAACGGAGGAGGUCAGUUCAGCAGCCCUGCAGAAGACAUGUCCUCUAAGGGCUGGAAGGCUGUGGUAGACACCAACCUGACAGGAACCUUCCACUGCUGCAAGGAGGUCUACACAGCAUGGAUGAAGGAGCACGGAGGCGCCAUCGUCAGCAUCAUCGCCAACAUGUGGAACGGCUUCCCAGACGCGGCCCACACAGGAGCAGCGAGGGCAGCGGUGGAUAACUUAACUAAGAGUCUCGCCAUCGAGUGGGCAGCCUCGGGGGUCCGAAUCAACGCUGUUGCACCUGGUAAAAUCUUUUCCAAAACAGCGAUGGAGAACUAUAAAGGGAAUAGACCAGAUCUUUUCAAGAUGUCCGUUCCAUUCACUCCUUCGAAGAGGCUGGGAGUGCCCGAAGAGGUCUCAUCUGCAGUGUGCUUCCUGCUCUCUCCUGCUGCUUCCUACAUUUCUGGAGCCACGUUGAAGGUCGAUGCGGGACAAAGUUUGUAUACAUCCAUGUGGGAGAUACCGAACCACAGUGCAUGGCCUGAAGCUCCAGAGGGGGAGAACCUGGAUGCUCUGAAUGAACUGGUCGACCCAAAAAGGAAACUCUGAUUCACUCAUGGGACGCGCGAGAGCACAAAAUCCCCACGCCAAAAGGCAUCGUGGACUCUGAGCCACAAGCAUUAUCAAGCACUGUAUUUGUAGUGUGUGACUGAUUAUUAAGAGUCUGCACAUAACUUUAUGUAAUUAAUAGCACUACAAGUGUCCAGAGGUAAAGAUUUGUAACAUUCCAGCUGCUGAAAUGUACAUAUUGUUUUUCUUUCCAAUGUUCUUGUCAGUAAGUCUAUGAGCAAAAUUUAAUAAAACUGUAAAACAGAACAAUAUCAUUUGUGG
Molecule: messenger RNA, 1174 nt
Organism: Haplochromis burtoni (Burton's mouthbrooder)
Lineage: Eukaryota; Metazoa; Chordata; Actinopteri; Cichliformes; Cichlidae
Gene: pecr
Product: peroxisomal trans-2-enoyl-CoA reductase
Biological process (GO): phytol metabolic process
Cellular component (GO): peroxisome
Molecular function (GO): trans-2-enoyl-CoA reductase (NADPH) activity
Source: RefSeq, a predicted model, not a curated record